This is a messenger RNA of Kluyveromyces marxianus DMKU3-1042, 1116 nucleotides long. RefSeq lists its product as uncharacterized. The transcript has a single exon. NCBI's taxonomy places the organism in Eukaryota, Fungi, Ascomycota, Saccharomycetes, Saccharomycetales, Saccharomycetaceae. Gene Ontology annotation, molecular function: oxidoreductase activity, acting on NAD(P)H. The record is from RefSeq and is a predicted model, not a curated record. The coding region runs from base 1 to 1116 and encodes 371 amino acids.
AUGUCUAUUCCAACUACCCAAAAAGCUGUUCUAAUUGAAGGAGACGCCCCUGUCGUCAAAACAGGUGUUCCAGUUCCAGAACUAACCGAAGGUACUGUUUUAAUUAAGGUUGAGGCCGUUGCUGGUAACCCAACUGACUGGAAACAUAUUGCUUAUAAGAUUGGUCCCCAAGGUUCUAUUUUGGGUUGUGACGUUGCAGGUACAAUCGUUAAGUUUGGUCCAAACACUUCAAGUGAUAACUUAAAAGUUGGUGACACUGUCUAUACUCUUCUCCAUGGUGCUUCUGUGAGGCAUCCAGAAAACGGUGGUUUUGCUGAGUACGCUCGUGCUUUCCCAGACAUGUUGUACAAGGCUGACUUAACCCACACCUCUGAGAACGAAAUUCCGGAAGGAACUGUUAAGCACUUCGAAACGGCAGCUUCUUUAGGGGUUUCUUUGACUACUGCAGGUGUUGCUUUGAGUUUCCAUCUAGGUAACAAGCUUUUAUGGAACCCACCAACUCCUCAACAUGACCAUCCUAUUUUGAUCUGGGGUGGUGCCGCUGCUGUUGGUCAACAAUUGAUUCAAGUUGCUAAGAAACUAAAUGCCUAUACCAAGAUUAUUACCGUUGCUUCCAAGGGGAAAGAAGAGCUCUUAAAGUCCUACGGUGCUGACGAUGUGUAUGAUUACAAGGACCCUGAUGUUAUUAAGAAAAUCAAAUCCAAGUACACUAACAUUCGUCACGCUAUUGACGCUAUCUCCAACCAAGAUACUUUCGUCCAAGCUUACAGAACUCUAGCAGAAGAAGGAGAUGUCACUUUGUUGCAUUUGACUAUGUUGUCCAUGAGGGAUAUUCCUGAAGCUGAGAGAAGAGACAAUGUUAAGAUUGAAGGUGCUUUAUUGUACUUAGCCUUUGGCACUGAUGUUCCAUUCGGUGCUAUUACCAUUCCAGCUGUUCCAGCUUAUAAACCUGCUACUACUGGUUUCAUCAAAUUCAUUGCUCCUCACGUUCAAGAUGGUUCUAUCCGUCACAUCCCAAUUAAGGUGUUCCCUAACGGUUUAGACGACGUCCCAGCUUUAACUCAAGGUAUCAAGGAAGGUAAGAACCAAGGUGUCAAGUUUGUUGCCCGUUUAUAA